GAAACAAAAAAGAACUACAAAUCAAAUAAAAAAAAAAAAAAUAAAGCCCUCGAUUUAAAGAGAUAAACACUGAACAAAAAAAACUACAUACUUUCUUUAAAUACACAAUAAUCAAUCAAACAAAACAACAAACCACAAUUAUGUUAUCAUUCUUUCGUAAGAUGUCGACAACGGACAAUGUGCCAACGGCAACGACAACACCAGUCAAAAGUCCAAUAAUAGAUAACAAAAAUUUACAACACCAGCAAUCUUCAUUUGACGAGGAAAUUCCAAUUGGCGAAGAAGCUCUUUUAAAGGAAUUAGGUUACAAAGAUGCACAGGAACUACAAGAGACAUUAUUUGAUGUUUUGCGUAGCAUUCGUGACCCAGAAAAACCAUGCACUUUGGAAGACUUGAAUGUUAUUUAUGAAGAAGGAAUAUUUGUAUUGCCACCAACUAAAUCUAAUGUUUAUGUGGUUCGAGUUGAAUUCAAUCCCACUGUGCCACACUGUUCACUAGCAACUUUAAUUGGUCUAUGCAUUCGAGUGAAGGUGGAACGAAGCUUGCCACAUAACGUUAAAUUGGAUAUUUAUAUUAAAAAAGGUGCCCAUUCAACAGAAGAUGAAAUUAACAAACAAAUAAACGAUAAGGAGCGAAUAGCAGCAGCAAUGGAAAACCCAAAUCUUAGAGAAUUGGUAGAAAAUUGUAUCAAAGAUGAGGAUUAGUUUAAGUUUUUUUUUGUUUUUUCUUAUUUUUUCUUUGAAGUAUUUUGUAUUUAUCUUGGAAAAAAGUGUUGUAUUUGAUUUUGUAUUUUAAAUAUUUUCCUAAGGCAAUAAUGGCAUGGAGCGGUGCUCUAAAAAAAAAAUAGUGAUUAUUAUUGACUGUAGAUCUAUUUUUACUAUUAAAAAUAUUUAGGCCUAUAGGUUAUCUAUAGGUAAAAAAGAUUGAUAUACCAGAGUAUUUGUAAACUGAUUAAAGUGCAUAUGUAACAGUUUUUAUUACCUUGCA
This is a messenger RNA of Episyrphus balteatus (marmalade hoverfly), 987 nucleotides long. It is a transcript of the gene galla-1, whose product is annotated as MIP18 family protein galla-1. The transcript has 4 exons. The record is from RefSeq and is a predicted model, not a curated record. NCBI's taxonomy places the organism in Eukaryota, Metazoa, Arthropoda, Insecta, Diptera, Syrphidae. The coding region runs from base 141 to 704 and encodes 187 amino acids.